CUCCCGGGCCCACGUCCCCCGCCGGCUCCGUGCUCUCGCCCCCCGCCCGAGCGGGGCUGGGCGGGGCCGGCGCUGGUUAGCUCCGGAGUGUGAAACCGCGUGUUAAUGUAACCGGCGCGAGAGGCGCGGGCGGCGGCGGCGGCGGUGGGAGCGGCGGCUGCAGGAGCAGCAGCAGCAGAAGCAGCGGCGGGUACUCUGUGCCCCGCGUCCCGGAGGCAGCCGACUGCGCCACCCCACCCUCGCACGGCCGGGCGGGACCCGCGCCACCAGCUCGGACCUCCGUCGUCCCGCGGUGACCAAAACCCCCGCUGGCCCCACCGCUGUGACUACUCUGGACUCGCCCGCAGAGUUUGCCCGCCGGGGAGGGUGGCCGAUUGGCGGAGCGCACUCCUGCUGUUUUCCCCACCAUCUCCUGGAUGUCGUCCCUCGGGUGGUGAGAGAACUUUGCAGUGGGCUGGAGCGCCCUUUGCGGAGAAGCACACGAAGGUGAAGGAAGGAAAGAAGACCGAGGAAGAAGGGGCUCGGAAGAAGGGUCCGGAGCGGCCGGGCCGGCCGUGCAGGGCGAGUGCGCGCGAGGCGCGGCGCCCUGAUGCUCCCCGGGCUCGAGGAGCAGCGGGCACUUGCGGGACUGCUCUCAGUGGAGUAGCCCCGUCGGGCCCGGAGGGUUUGUGCAACCGCGGAGAACACCGAGUGUUGGUCGCACGGGGCGUGCCGAGCCGCCUCCCGGCGCGCCCUCCGCACUUUCCCCGCCUCGUCAUCCCUCGCUCCCCGGCCAGCAGCCUCCGCGGCGUCCUCAACCUCGCUCCCCUUUGCGUCCCGGGAGCCUGCGAGCACCUGGCCGAAGGCGCAGCCGAGUCUUGCGGGAGUCGCCCCGAAAGCGUCGGGUUUGUGUGGGGUUAGCGGGGGCCGCCGCGCCACCUGCACCUCGCCCUCCGCCGCCUCGGGGAAAACCCGAAGAGGAGGCGGACCAGGAGAAGAGCAAAAAAAAGCAGCCCGUCUGGAUUUGUUUGCCCAGGACUGGCGCCGCGCACGCGGAUCGCCGAGGGGAGUGCGGUCGGAGUCACCGCGCCCCCGCCUCCCCGCCCGGGCGGCUGAGGCCGGGGGGUUGGAGCGCUGCCCCCGCGCACAGUCCCCGAGCGCCCGACGUCUGCGCGCAGGUUAUUGAAGCAGUUGGGCCUGGGGCGCCCACUAAUGUGGCCCUGAGGGCCGGAGCCCGCACCGACGGGAGCUGGAGCCGGAGCAGCUGCGGGCGCCGAGUGGCCGGUGCGCCCGGCCGAGCGCGCCUGCGUGCGUGGCCAGCGCGCUCCCCGCUUCUGCCUGGCUUUCCGGCUUAAUUUUCCUCGGCGGGAUUAAAGUUGGAAAUUGACCGGAGAAUUGAGUUGCCGGGGAACAGAGCCCCGGCCGCCGCCAGAGCAAUGUUCCCGCAGAGCCGGCACCCGACGCCGCACCAGGCUGCAGGCCAGCCCUUCAAGUUCACUAUCCCGGAGUCCCUGGACCGGAUUAAAGAGGAAUUCCAGUUCCUGCAGGCGCAGUAUCACAGCCUUAAAUUGGAAUGUGAGAAACUGGCAAGUGAAAAGACAGAAAUGCAGAGGCACUAUGUGAUGUAUUACGAAAUGUCAUAUGGAUUAAACAUUGAAAUGCACAAACAGACUGAAAUCGCCAAGAGAUUGAAUACGAUUUGUGCACAAGUCAUCCCAUUUCUGUCUCAGGAACAUCAACAACAGGUGGCCCAGGCUGUCGAACGUGCCAAACAGGUGACCAUGGCAGAGUUGAAUGCCAUCAUCGGGGUACGUGGCCUACCAGGUCUACCUCCUACACAGCAGCAGUUGCAAGCUCAGCAUCUUUCUCAUGGCCACGGACCCCCAGUUCCCCUUACGCCUCACCCUUCGGGACUUCAGCCUCCUGGAAUCCCGCCCCUCGGGGGCAGUGCCGGCCUUCUUGCGCUGUCUAGUGCUCUGAGUGGGCAGUCUCACUUGGCAAUAAAAGAUGACAAGAAGCACCACGAUGCAGAGCACCACAGAGACAGAGAGCCGGGCACAAGUAAUUCCCUCCUGGUCCCAGACAGUCUAAGAAGCACAGAUAAACGCAGAAAUGGGCCUGAAUUUUCCAAUGACAUCAAGAAAAGGAAGGUGGAUGAUAAGGACUCCAGCCACUAUGACAGUGAUGGUGACAAAAGCGACGACAACUUAGUUGUGGAUGUGUCUAAUGAGGACCCUUCUUCUCCGCGAGCAAGCCCUGCCCACUCGCCCCGGGAAAAUGGAAUCGACAAAAACCGCCUGCUAAAGAAGGAUGCUUCUAGCAGUCCAGCUUCCACGGCCUCCUCAGCAAGUUCCACUUCUUUGAAAUCCAAAGAAAUGAGCUUGCAUGAAAAAGCCAGCACGCCUGUUCUGAAAUCCAGCACACCAACGCCUCGGAGCGACAUGCCAACGCCGGGCACCAGCGCCACUCCAGGCCUCCGUCCAGGCCUCGGCAAGCCUCCAGCCAUAGACCCCCUCGUUAACCAAGCGGCAGCUGGCUUGAGGACACCGCUGGCAGUGCCCGGCCCAUAUCCUGCUCCUUUUGGGAUGGUCCCCCACGCUGGCAUGAACGGCGAGCUGACCAGCCCAGGCGCUGCCUACGCCAGUUUACACAACAUGUCGCCCCAGAUGAGCGCCGCAGCUGCCGCGGCCGCCGUGGUGGCCUAUGGGCGCUCCCCCAUGGUGGGAUUUGAUCCUCCCCCUCACAUGAGAGUACCUACCAUUCCUCCAAACCUGGCCGGAAUCCCUGGGGGGAAACCUGCAUACUCCUUCCACGUUACUGCAGACGGUCAGAUGCAGCCUGUCCCUUUUCCCCCCGACGCCCUCAUUGGACCCGGAAUCCCCCGGCAUGCUCGCCAGAUCAACACCCUCAACCACGGGGAGGUGGUGUGUGCAGUGACCAUCAGCAACCCCACGAGACACGUGUACACGGGCGGGAAGGGCUGCGUCAAGGUCUGGGACAUCAGCCACCCUGGCAAUAAGAGUCCUGUCUCCCAGCUCGACUGUCUGAACAGAGACAAUUAUAUCCGUUCCUGUAAAUUGCUACCUGAUGGCUGCACUCUCAUAGUGGGAGGGGAAGCCAGUACUUUGUCCAUUUGGGACCUGGCGGCUCCGACCCCACGCAUCAAGGCGGAGCUGACGUCCUCGGCCCCCGCCUGCUACGCCCUGGCCAUCAGCCCCGAUUCCAAGGUCUGCUUCUCAUGCUGCAGCGACGGCAACAUCGCUGUGUGGGAUCUGCACAACCAGACACUAGUGAGGCAAUUCCAGGGCCACACAGAUGGAGCCAGCUGUAUUGACAUUUCUAAUGAUGGCACCAAGCUCUGGACGGGCGGUUUGGACAACACGGUCAGGUCCUGGGACCUGCGUGAGGGGCGGCAGCUGCAGCAGCACGACUUCACCUCCCAGAUCUUCUCCCUGGGGUACUGCCCCACCGGGGAGUGGCUGGCAGUGGGCAUGGAGAGCAGCAAUGUGGAGGUGCUGCACGUGAACAAGCCCGACAAGUACCAGCUGCACCUGCACGAGAGCUGCGUGCUGUCCCUGAAAUUUGCUUACUGUGGUAAAUGGUUUGUGAGUACUGGAAAAGAUAACCUCCUCAAUGCUUGGCGGACCCCCUAUGGAGCCAGCAUAUUCCAGUCCAAAGAGUCCUCGUCAGUGCUUAGCUGUGACAUCUCUGUGGAUGAUAAGUACAUAGUCACUGGCUCAGGGGACAAGAAGGCUACAGUUUAUGAAGUCAUCUACUGAAAACAUUAUGUGGUUUAACGUUUAUAGUUGAAUUGGGCCAAAAUGUUUCGAAUUUGUAGAAAUAGAAAAGUUGUAACUUUAAAAGAGAAAAAAAAUUACAAACACCUGUUUCCAAACCUUGACACGAAACUACUUUGAGUCUACAAAGAGGAGGCGACAAGUCCAUCAGCAGAAAGUCACCUGUCUACAUAGACCAAAUGGAGCACCAAGGCCAAGCGGACAGAGGGGCCAUGGGUUGUAGGAUUGAGGAACGGAAUCUGCCGACUCACGUGACAGCCCAUUCUUUCUUUCUGGGUGAUCUGGGGAUCACCCCUUGCCCAAGUGUGAGAUUACCUUUCUAUUCCUUGCAGUUCACCUCACUUUCCGUCCUUUGUAGAGCAGUGGUGUCUCCAAUGAACUUGUUUCCUGGUUUUGCAUCUUGUGAAAUGUUUUUUUGUAUUUUUGUUGAAGGUUAAACAUUUGUAUAAACUGUAAAUAUAUUUGGUUUAUUACAGUAAAGGCUUUAGUACCAAUAA
Molecule: messenger RNA, 4273 nt
Organism: Nomascus leucogenys (northern white-cheeked gibbon)
Lineage: Eukaryota; Metazoa; Chordata; Mammalia; Primates; Hylobatidae
Gene: TLE1
Product: TLE family member 1, transcriptional corepressor
Biological process (GO): negative regulation of canonical Wnt signaling pathway; regulation of DNA-templated transcription
Cellular component (GO): transcription regulator complex; nucleus
Molecular function (GO): transcription corepressor activity; protein binding
Source: RefSeq, a predicted model, not a curated record